This is a messenger RNA of Formica exsecta, 4774 nucleotides long. RefSeq lists its product as uncharacterized. The record is from RefSeq and is a predicted model, not a curated record. The transcript is spliced from 10 exons. Gene Ontology annotation, biological process: tRNA methylation. NCBI's taxonomy places the organism in Eukaryota, Metazoa, Arthropoda, Insecta, Hymenoptera, Formicidae. Gene Ontology annotation, molecular function: tRNA (guanine) methyltransferase activity; RNA binding. Bases 28 to 4575 code for a protein of 1515 amino acids.
AAUCACGAAAGUAUAAGAAGUAGAAUAAUGGAUCUGCAUAAUCGUUAUUUAAGUAUCUCGACAUUGGACAUCUCUGUUUUACGAACUGCAGCAAAUGACUGUAAAUCUGUGAAUGACACAUUCGUUUUGCAUCAUCGUUUCAUACAAUUUUACAAUGAUGAGAUGACUAGAGAACAGUUGGAUAUAAAUAAACUUGAGAUCUGUCGAAUGCUAUUGUGUCACGAGUAUCAAUCUGCAUUUAACGCCAUCGAGAGUUGCGAUAAUAAGAGAUAUGUAAUACCCACGGAUGCAGAGAAUAUUUGCUUUUCUAAUAUAGGAGCAAUUUUUCCCCCGCAUUAUCUGCGAAGCAUCUCGGAAAUUUUAGUCUUACACGACAUAAUCGCUCUGCAAAUGAUACUGUAUUGUGAUACCGAAUUAAUCAAACAACAUUUACAAAAUUUUCUCAAAUCGAGCGAUGCUUAUUUCGCAAACAGCAGUAGUAGAAUUAUGUACAUGAAGUUACUGGAAUAUUUUUUAGAAUUUCUAUGUUUGUAUCAAUUCCUUCAUAAUGAUGACAGUAGCAUUAAAGAAGAGAAAUUAAAAGAACUUAGUUUUAUAUAUUUGAAAGUUAUGAAAUCAUGGAUGAAGAUAAAAGAAGAGGAUUCUGAAUGGAGAUCGUUUGCUUCAAUACUUCCUGUGUUAGCUAAAACUUUUGCUCCUGAAUGUAUCCUAUUUCCACUGUGGGAUUAUAUUUUGAAUGAAACAAGCGACUUGAAAGAAUCUCUCAUUGUUCUGAAUAUUAUGGCAGAUACAUGUUUUACAUCGUCCUGUUCGAUGGAUCUCACUUAUAUACAUUGUGAUAUCUAUACCAAAAACGCAUUUUGGUUCAUAAUAUUAAAGGGACUACGAUCACCCUUGCAACAAUACCGCAAACAAGCUUUAUAUUUAAUGAGGAAAGCAAUCGAUUCUCUGAAUGGAAAUUUUGUACUAAAGUUUGUAGACUCGAAAUUCACAAAAGCUCAGAUUACUCCAUUUAUUUGUAGUAAGUCUAAUGAUAAAACUUCAUCGAUAGAGUGCAUUAAACAGAAAUUUUUCUUGGUGUAUGAAGCGUUAGAAGAAAAACAAUACCACUUAGUAGUACCAGCUUUAACUCAUAUAACUAGUUUAAUAAAAGCAAACAAGGAGCACGAAUUCUGCAAUGACUGCUUUGAUAUUGUAUGGUUGCAAUGCAUUCUUGAAAAAGUUUUACAUCAUGAAAAUAAUAAUAUUGUAAAAUGGGGAGUAUUGCAAAUUUGUAAGUUAGAUGGGACUACAUUUAACGAGGAGUUUUUAGAAUUAUUUGUUAAUGUUUUCAAUAAUACUUUUCUCUACGAAUAUCAACCUAAUGAGGAAUGCCCAGAAAUUGUGAAAGCACUCUCGAUAUUCUUUAAAUGCACGGAAGAAAAUAAUUUACUUAAUAAUUUUCUUAUGGAAGUUAGCAAAGUAGCUUGGGGUCCUGUAGCAAUAUUUUAUAUAAUACACACAUUACGAACAGUUUAUAAGGAGAUACAACAUAAUUGGAAAGAUAGUGAAUUGAAUGCCGUUAAAUCUUUAGUGGAAACAAACUUGACUAUGCACUCUCAUAUAUUACGUACUGCAUCUCAAAUUGAACUUUUAAGAGCAAUCUCCGAUUAUGUGCAAAAGAUAGACGAUCCGAUAUUACUCGCUAAUACUUUAGCUGCGUUUCCUUCCGAAGAAGGUCUUAAAAGAGGAACCGCUCCUUGGAACAUUGUUACAACAUGGUUGAGAAAAAUAUUAACGAAAGAAGACGCCAUAAUUUUUGUGGAAGAUACUUGCUCGAAAUAUUCGUACGAAGAUAUCAGUCCUGAAAUAAACCUUAGAACGUUUGCGUUGUUAAUAUAUCUAUUACAUGACGCGAAUCUUAUACUAUCGAGUAAAACAUGUCGCGUCGAAAAAGCAUUAAACAAUUGGCUGUGUAUGUUAAAUGGUAUUAAUAUGAGACCUUAUGCCGAUAUCCGCUCGAGUAUCGAUGCGAUAGAAUUUAUAUCGCAUUUAUUAAAUCUCUCCAUGACGGAAUCUUUCAACAGUGUGACCGACUUGAUAUUAUUAUAUGUACACACCACUUUUAAAUUUCUAAUUAAAAAUGUGAGAAAAAUGGCCACAGAACUAACGUACGAAGAUUAUACGAGAUACAUAGCCAUUGUGUCUUCGCAUAUCGUUAACGCAACUUUGUUUAUGCCGAAGAAAGAUGUAAACAAUUAUGCGGAAAAUCUGCAAAACGAAAGCAUACGUUUAUUAAGAAAUACGCAAUAUCAAAAUAUGCAAUAUUUGUAUGGAUUACACAUUUUGCAUCUUUCCCAGAACGUUUUAGUUCUGCCGCUUGCGACAACUUUUUAUACGGAAUAUUUGUUAAACGUGCAACCGAUUUCAGUAAAUGUUAAUAACGACAAUGCGGCAAAUUUAAGAGGAAAAAUUGCAUCGGAAUAUUAUUUACUUCUUUCGAAACUCAUGCGCCAAUAUCUUGUAAAUUCUCCGAUGCAUUCGUGGAUUUCCACUGCCGCAUUACUGUCUAAUCUAUUAAAAUUUCUCGAGUUAGGGGGAACAGAAAUCAUUUCUGAGAUAGCAUCGAUAUUGAUCAUAAUGAUUGAUAAUAAAGUUAUAAAUCAUACGAGUGAUAGAGAAACUUUGGAAUAUAUUUUUAAAUCAUGCUGGAGAUGUACUCUCGUUAAUAAAAAGAACAACGUGUUCUGGACAGCAAUGCAGAACCUUACGGGAAUUAUUAUUAAUAAUAAUUUUUUUAUCUUGCCUAAUGCUACAAACUUUAUAACAGAAUUUGUUGAUCAAUUAAUAGAAGAAGGAGAAAGUACGCCGAAAUUUAAGAGGAUAUUACUUUCUAAAAUGAAGCAAUUAAAUGAAUGUAAUUUGCUGCAAUUAGAAAAACCGUUAUUGAGUUGUCUUCUUCAUGGCUCUGUACUUCGGCGUGACAAAAGAAUUGAAAAUUAUGCUCAUUUAUUUAUUAUCAAGCACUUGGGCCAAUAUUAUCCAAAGCAUAUCUUGGCAUUAGAUCAUAAUAAUGAUGCUGCAGUUAGAGCAGAGGCGACUGUACUGUUACAUAAGAUAAUUAAUCAUCUGGAAUUAAAUUAUGCAGCGGUAAUUGUGCCACUUAUACUCGAGAUAUUAGAAAAAUACAAAAACAAAAGAUACUUUAAUGACUCUUAUUUACAUAAAUUAAAACACCGACUAAUGCAAAUUUUAUUGAUAUUAGAACCGGUUUUGACCGAGGAACUCGUUGCUCUACUACAGGAAAAAUUAUGUGAUUUAAUUCUUUCUGAAAGCAACCAACAUAGUGUGAGAUUGAUGCAAGAAUGGUUGAUGAUACAAAUCUUUAAGAAACAUAUUAACUUGCAUAAUAAGCUAUGGAAAUUUUUCUCAAAGAGUAUAGAAGAGCGACCAGGAUGUACAAUUUCUGUAGCUAGUAUUAUCUAUCAUAUCGCGCAACUUCUUUCAAAUGAUACUCAGAAAAAUUUUAUUCACACAGCUCUACCAUACAUAGCACAAUGUUGUUUGGGUCAGCAAUUUAAUGUGCGUCUUUAUAACCAGUUUAUUUUUACACAAUUAUACGAAUUAAUGAAAAAAGCAAAUGAUGAUGAUAGUAUAUCAAAAUACAAAGGCAUUUAUCAGGCAGCUGUGGCUAAUUUACAACAAAGCAGUUUGACAAAGAAUUCGACUAAAAUACAGGAUGAUUUUUACUUUUCAAGUUUUCAUCCGAUCAAUGAUUACAGUUUGCAGACAAUUUACUAUGAAUUACCACGGUUGACUAAUAUAAGUUCUGAUGAAUGGAUCAGUCCAGACAUAUUCAAAGCCUUCAUGUUUGAACAUAAUGAUAAUCAUUCUCUACAACUUUAUAACAUUGAUUUAUUUCUGUCUGAGACUAAAACUUCUAUAUAUCUCACAAAAUCUCUUGCAGGUGAUACCGAAUCAUUAGCCAACAGUGUUGAAACCUAUUUGGAAGGUUUGCAUGAUAUUCAGAAAAAGAUUGAUCCAUCCAAGUCUAUAACUCCAUUGUACAGUGAUAUUUUUGAAUCAAUGAAAGAAUCCAUACAUCAACAAGACUUACAGUUACAUGAAGAAGGUCUGAUAGUUGUAGCAUCUUUUAUCAGUCGACCACCAAAUUUGGGUGGAAUUGCUAGGACAUGUGAAAUAUUUGGAGUCAAGACAUUAGUUAUUGCAAAUUUGGAUUGUAUAAAGGAUAAAGAGUUUCAAUGCCUUAGUGUAUCAGCCGAAAAAUGGAUAAAUAUGCUACAGGUGAAACCGCAAGAGUUACAGAAGUACUUGUUCGAGAAGAAAAACGCGGGAUGGUCUCUAAUCGGUGUUGAACAAACAGCCAAUAGUAUAAAUCUGCUACAGACAAAAUUCGAGAGAAAGACUAUUCUCGUUUUAGGGAACGAGAAGGAUGGUAUACCUGCCAAUUUCAUACCUCUUUUCGACAUGUGUGUAGAAAUACCUCAAGUAGGUGUGAUACGAUCAUUAAAUGUUCAUGUUACUGCUGCAAUUUGUAUAUGGCAGUAUGCAAGCCAACACACAUUAAAACAAUAAAUCUCCCAAGUUUGAAGGUGCAAGAUAAUAAUAUGAGAUAAACAAAUUUUUAGGAAAAAAAAUCUUUACCAUAACACGAUCGUAACGCUUAUUUAAAAAGAAAGUAUACGCGAUUUAUAUUUUUGUAUAUUUAUGAACAAGUCUAAUUGAUACAGAAUUAUCUAUAUAGAGAUUAAAUAUAUGGCAUACUUAUACUUCG